ACAUGACGCACUGUCGCAGCGCUGCCGCUCCAAACAUCACGAUUGUCGCGGUGUUCGUGCGAGUGGUUUUGCUGUUGCAAAGUGAUUGUCAUGGCAUCGGAGCGAUACAGUUUUUCGUUGACGACUUUUAGUCCGUCGGGCAAAUUGGUGCAGAUAGAGUAUGCUUUGGCGGCGGUAGCGGCUGGCGCGCCGAGCGUGGGCAUCAAGGCGCUGAACGGCGUCGUCCUCGCCACCGAGAACAAACACAAGUCGAUCCUUUACGAUGAACACAGCGUCAGUAAGGUCGAAAUGAUCACCAAGCACAUCGGUAUGGUCUACAGCGGCAUGGGCCCGGAUUAUAGAUUAUUAGUGAAGCAAGCCAGAAAGAUGGCACAGCAGUAUCUCCUGGUCUAUCGAGAGCCCAUUCCUACCGCACAGCUCGUGCAACGUGUCGCAAUGGUUAUGCAAGAAUACACACAAUCUGGAGGUGUCAGACCUUUCGGGGUGUCUCUUUUGAUUUGUGGCUGGGACAAUGAUAGACCUUAUUUAUUCCAAUGCGAUCCUUCUGGCACGUACUUCGCGUGGAAGGCGACCGCUAUGGGUAAGAAUUUCAUCAACGGCAAAACGUUCCUUGAGAAGAGGUACAGCGAGGAUCUAGAAUUGGACGACGCCGUUCACACCGCCAUCCUUACGCUGAAAGAGGGAUUCGAGGGUCAGAUGACGGCGGAUAACAUCGAAGUCGGUAUUUGCGACGCAAAUGGCUUCAGGAAAUUGGAUCCCUCCAAUGUCAAAGAUUAUCUCGCCAAUAUCCCUUAAUAAGCUUAAGUUUCUUAAUGUAUUGUCGGCAUGUGAUUUCACGCAAUAAUGGCGAAUAUGUUGAUAAAUACGCAUCAAGUUCUUGUAAUAAAUACUUUCGUCCAAAGCAAGACAAUGA
Messenger RNA from Dinoponera quadriceps, 913 nucleotides. It is a transcript of the gene Prosalpha2, whose product is annotated as proteasome subunit alpha type-2. Bases 91 to 795 code for a protein of 234 amino acids. Gene Ontology annotation, biological process: ubiquitin-dependent protein catabolic process. Gene Ontology annotation, cellular component: proteasome core complex; proteasome core complex, alpha-subunit complex. The transcript has 3 exons. The record is from RefSeq and is a predicted model, not a curated record. Lineage: Eukaryota; Metazoa; Arthropoda; Insecta; Hymenoptera; Formicidae.